CCGUUCGCGGGGUGGAAGUUCUGAGGGGGUUGUAGCGCAACAUCCUCGUCAAGCCUUCGGAUUUGUUGGGCUACGCUUCGUUGACCGCACAUCCCGUCGUGUUUCUGCUCGCCGACCUUCGCCUCCUUCCCUUCGCUCGUCCUUCCUCUCCAUCUACUUCCCCCACCUUUCCACCUAUAUCACCUUACCCUCUCUCAUCGAACACUCCUUCUCCUGUACACGACCGGACUCAGUGCUUCAUGUACUAUAUAGAUAUGCUUCAUCUGGACUUUCAUCUAGGACAUCUUUCUCUGUAUUUUCACUACCUACCUACCCUGGCUGUCGUGACGUGCGUGCAUCCUUCCCGCCUGCCCACCUUCCUCCCACCCUCUGCUCCUCCCAUUGCAUCUCAAAUUCUCGUCAACUUUUCCACCCAAACGAACCUUGCACCCCUUCAUGCACCGCACGCCUUUCGUCACGCAUCUCACACCUUCCGCCCUGCACCCACACCCACACCCGCGGACCUCUCGCAUCACGCCCCUUCGUGUAUAUCAUUGUCUCCACUCCACGUCGCCUUCGUGUACGACUAGUAUUUGCUGUUUCUUGCUAUUAUUCUCGUGUUCGCUUCGUAUCUCUUGCUAUGCUAUUCGGCGUUUUUUAAUGCACGUCUGGUGUGAAGGCCUU
Schizophyllum commune H4-8 is the source of this 663-nucleotide messenger RNA. RefSeq lists its product as uncharacterized. The coding region runs from base 255 to 569 and encodes 104 amino acids. The transcript has a single exon. The record is from RefSeq and is a predicted model, not a curated record. NCBI's taxonomy places the organism in Eukaryota, Fungi, Basidiomycota, Agaricomycetes, Agaricales, Schizophyllaceae.